Messenger RNA from Archocentrus centrarchus (flier cichlid), 2997 nucleotides. Its product is annotated as inter-alpha-trypsin inhibitor heavy chain H3-like. Gene Ontology annotation, molecular function: serine-type endopeptidase inhibitor activity. The record is from RefSeq and is a predicted model, not a curated record. NCBI's taxonomy places the organism in Eukaryota, Metazoa, Chordata, Actinopteri, Cichliformes, Cichlidae. Gene Ontology annotation, biological process: hyaluronan metabolic process. The coding region runs from base 21 to 2783 and encodes 920 amino acids. The transcript has 22 exons.
CUCUGCACUGAAGUCAGCCGAUGUUCAGUCAGAGUUUGGUCAUGUCUGGACUGUUGGGUGUUCGCCUGCUGCUGCUGUGGGGCUGCGCCUGCCUCUGGCUGAGCUGCUCAGCCUCAGGAGCUCUGGUUAUCUCCAGGGACAAUGAAGCUACACAGGAACAAAGAGGAGCUGCCAGAUCAUUGCAGAAAAGAAGUACAAAUGAAGCAAUGGUGGAGGUAUACAGUGUGACAGUGGACUGCACUGUGACGUCUCGGUUCGCCCACACCAUCAUGACCUCCAAGGCUCUCAACAAAGCAAACUCGUCCCAGGAAAUCUUUUUUGAAGUGGAGCUGCCCAAGACUGCUUUCAUCACAAACUUCAGCAUGGAAAUCGAGGGUCAGGUGUAUGUCGGAGAGGUGAAGGAGAAAGAGAAAGCCAAGAAACAGUACGAGAAGGCCGUUUCCUCUGGACAGACUGCUGGACUCGUCAAGGCUUCAGGAAGAAAGAUGGAGAAGUUUUCAGUGUCUGUCAAUAUUGCUGCUGAAAGCAACGUGACUUUUGUCCUGACAUACGAGGAGCUCCUUCAGAGGAAACUGGGCCGAUAUGAGAUUUUGACCCGAGUCAAACCCAAAACACUGGUUCAGGAUUUUCAGAUUAAGACAAACAUUUAUGAGCCUCAGGGCAUUUCUUAUGUUGAUGCCCAUGCGACCUUCCUCUCAAACGAGCUGCUCCCUCUGAUGGAGAAAACUGUCACAGACAAAAAGGCGCAUAUCUCUUUCUCACCAACUAUGGAGCAGCAGAGGAAGUGUCCAGGUUGUGAUGGAACACUCAUCGAUGGUGAUUUUAUUGUCACCUAUGAUGUGAACCGAGAGACGAGACUCGGGGACAUACAGAUUGUAAAUGGCUACUUUGUGCACUUCUUUGCUCCUCCCGACUUACCCAAAGUCCCAAAGAAUGUGGUGUUUGUUAUUGAUAUAAGUACAUCAAUGAUGGGAAGAAAGAUUGAACAGACACGAGAAGCUAUGCUGGCCAUUCUUCAACAAGUGCAUGAAGAAGACCACUUUGGAAUUAUCCUGUUUCAUUCUUGGGUUGAAACCUGGAAGGAAUCACUUAGCAAAGCAACAAAGGAAAACAUAACUGAAGCCAUGGAUUACAUUAGAAGAUUAGGACCCCGAGGAGCUACUAAUAUCAAUGAUGCAGUGAUGACCAGCGUAAACAUGCUGGUCAAAGACAGACAGAUGAACCGGCUGCCAGAGAGAAGUGUAGAUAUGAUUAUUUUACUGACUGAUGGAAUGCCAAAUACUGGGGAGAGCAACACUGGAAAGAUCCAGCAGAAUGUGCGUACAGCCAUUGGAGGAAACAUGUCUCUGUACUGUCUUGGAUUUGGAAAUGAUGUGGAUUAUGCCUUCCUGGAUGUGAUGAGCACACAAAACAAGGGUCUGGCCCGCAGAAUCUUUGAAGGUUCAGAUGCUGCUGUUCAGCUCCAGGGCUUCUAUGAAGAAGUGGCCAGCCCUCUACUUUCAGAGGUGGACUUGCGUUAUCCUGACAAUGCAGUGGACUUUCUGACUACCAACCACUUCAGCCAGUUGUUUAAUGGCACAGAGAUCGUCGUGGCUGGUCGGGUGAUGGACAACAACCUGGACAACUUCUUGGUGGAAGUGUUUGGACAGGGGUUUGAAGAACAGUUCAUAGUCCAGGGCCAAGCCAGCACUGAGGACUGGAAUGUGAUCUACCCAGACGAGGAGUACAUCUUUGGAGACUUCACUGAGCGUCUGUGGGCCUACCUCACUAUCCAGCAGUUACUGGAGAAGAGCAAGAGCGGUACACCAGAUGAGAAAGCCAACACCACAGCCAAGGCCCUGGAAAUGUCCCUGCAGUACAGCUUCGUCACCCCUCUCACAUCCAUGGUUGUUACCAAGCCCGAAACUGAAGAUACACCAAGCGGCCCUCUCAUUGCUGACAAGCUGACUGAAGAGCAAAGACAGAAGGCUGAAAAAAUGGGAUAUCAAUAUGCAGCUCCACAGUUGUACCCACAGUCUUACAGGCCAGCACCCGCAUAUCUGGUGGAUGGAGAUCCUCAUUUCAUUAUAGAGCUCCCGGACAGAGGAUAUGCUUUGUGCUUCAACAUCAAUGACAAACCAGGAACCAUUUUCAAUCUGGUCAGAGACCCAAAUUCAGGUAUUUUGGUCAAUGGUGAGAUCAUUGGAGACAAGAAGAUUCCCCCUGAUGGGAAAAUCAACACCUAUUUCUGGCGUUUUGGCAUUGUCCACCAGACCCUCGGGGUCAGGCUGGUGGUGAGCACUGAGGACAUCUCUGUGUUUCAGGACGGCAAACAGGUCAAACUGCUGUGGUCUGAUACAGCCUCCCUUAAAGGACCCAAUGUGGAUCUUCUUGUGACCAAGGAUCGCAGCCUAACCGUAACACUAAGAGAUUCGGUUAAGUUUGUGAUCCUGCUUCACAAAGUGUGGAAGAAGCACCCAUACCACCGGGACUACUUGGGUUUCUACACCCUGGACAGCCACCUCCUGUCCCAUGACGUCCACGGCCUGCUAGGUCAGUUCUGUCAUGGGAUUAACUAUGAGGUGACAGACUUGCGUCCAGGAAAAGUCCCAGAGAAACCAGACGCCACCAUGUAUGUGAAAGGACAGGAACUCAGUGUGACCAGAGGCUGGCAGAGGGACUUCAGGUGGGAUGUGAAGAAUGGAGAAAAUGUCCCGUGCUGGUUCAUUCACAAUAAUGGAACUGGCCUCAUUGAUGGAAACUUGACCGACUACAUUGUGUCUGGCCUUUUAAAAUCUGUUUAAAAAGAGGCCGCACAGCUGUAACUGCUGCUGAAGUCAUCAAUAUGAAAUUCAUGAAAGAAAUAUUCAAAUCUGCAGACACAACACCAACAUGUAACUAACACAAAACAGGUUUCAUUUGUAGUGCUGUGCAGAUAAUUUACUUAAUGGUGGCAAAUACUGGGGGAUGAUAUUAAAAUACAUGUGAAACAGUUAUUAAAGAUGGACUCAAACUGGA